UUUACGUCAAUGAAAACAAGUUAUAGGAACAUAAUCGGUAUCGACAACGUUAGGAUUUGGAAAGUUUCCCUUCCCACUUCUACUUCAGACCCAAGCAAAACUACAAAAACAUCAACGGCAGCCAUUGCUACAACAACUGAUGUCCCUGUUGCGGCAUCAACAAGCACAGUAAAAACUUCGAUAUCUGUCAAAUCCACUACCGCUUCAACCACAACCACUACCCCGUCACCAACCACUACUUCUACAACUUCUACUUCCACCACCACAUUACCAUCCACCACCACGUUACCAGCGACAACAACGCCAGCUGCGACACCUGUCGUCAAAACUACAAACGGAAGUAACAUUUCUGAAAUCUUAAAUGCGGAGGAUUUUUGCAGAACGGGAAAUAAAAGAAUGUUACCAGAAAGCUGUGAUUUUGAUUCCGACCUCUGUAACUACACAUAUUAUUAUGGAGGGCACAAAUGGAGUACCAACACUGGAACAUAUAACACUGUGCUUGCGAGUAUAGUUGCCGCACCGAACAGGACGUACGCGAGUAAGGAUUUCGGCGUUGGAGUACGGGAGACCCCUUUAUCAGCUAGCCUUAGUACAUCCGUAUCAAAAGGAGAUAUUUGUGUGGAAUUCUCUUAUUUCGUCAGACAUCAGAUUUCAAACCUCGUUUUAGUGGUCAACAUUGAUUCUGACUAUUUACAAGUAUGGAACACAACAGAUAAAUCAGCACACGACGGGUGGAAUAGUGCCGUCGUCGCCAUAAGAAGUUCAGAUCCGUUCAAGCUCUCAUUUACUACUACGAAGCCAAGCUACAAAAGUCCCAUCGGUGUGGAUGAUGUCAGAAUAUGGAGUGUAUUAACACCACCAACCAGUACGGCAGCAACUCCAACAACAGUCACAACAUCUAGGUCUACAACAUCUACCACGACAACGACAACAACACCUACUACCACGAAAACAACACCUACUCUCAGCACAAUAACACCUACUACCACCACGACACUUAAACCUACUACCACGAGAACAACACCUAUCACGAAAACAACACCUACUACCACCACCACAACAUCUACUAUCACCACAACAACACCUUCUACCACAACAGCAACACCUACUAUCACCACAACAACACCUACUACCACCACAACAACACCUACUACCACAACAGCAACACCUACUAUCACCACAACAACACCUACUGCCACCACGACACUUAAACCUACUACCAUGAGAACAACACCUAUCACGACAACAACACCUACUAACACCACCCCAACACCAACUAUCACCACAUCAACACCUACCACCACGACAGCAACACCUACCACCAUCACAACAACAACUUCUACCACGAAAAGAACACCCACUAUCACAACAACACCUAUUACCACCACGACAACAAGACAUACUAGAACCACGACAACAAAACCUACUACCACGAAAACAACACCUACUUCACCAAAACCACCAACUACUACCAUGACACCAACCACUAAGACAACUUCACCUACCACCAGAGCUACAAAACCUUUCACAUCUAAGACACCAACACCUACUACCACGAAAGCAACACAAACUACCACGACAACCACCUCUAACACAAUGAAACAUACUAUCCCCUCGACAACAAAACCUAUCACCACCACGAAAAUAAAUCUUCAACCACGAAAACAUCACCUACUACCACGACACUCACCACUAAGACAACAACACCUACUACAAUCACGACAACUAAACCUACCACCACUAAGACAACACCUACUACCACGAAAACAUCUCCAACUACUACGGUACCUACUACCACGAAAACAUCUCCAACUACCACGGCACCUACUACCACGAAAACAUCUCCAACUACCACGGUACCUACUACCACGAAAACAACUCCAACUACCACGGCACCUACUACCACGAAAACAACUCCAACUACCACGGCACCUACUACCACGAAAACACCUCCAACUACUACGGUACCUACUGCCACGAAAACAUCACCUACUACCACGACACCCACCACUACUACAAUCACAACUAAACCGACCACAACUAAGACAACACCUACUACAACGAAAACAUCCCCAACUAACACGACUCCUACUACUACUACUACAAAACAGACUGCUAUCACCAAGACAUCUACUACCACCAAGCUAACAACACCUAUUACCAUUACCAAGACAUCUACGACCACCCAGCCAACAACACCUACUACCAUUACCAAGACACCUACUGCCACCAAGCCAACAACACCUAUUACCAUUAC
Pecten maximus is the source of this 2257-nucleotide messenger RNA. Its product is annotated as mucin-2-like. Lineage: Eukaryota; Metazoa; Mollusca; Bivalvia; Pectinida; Pectinidae. The record is from RefSeq and is a predicted model, not a curated record. Gene Ontology annotation, cellular component: membrane. The coding region runs from base 10 to 2148 and encodes 712 amino acids. The transcript has 3 exons.